Messenger RNA from Effrenium voratum, 1782 nucleotides. NCBI's taxonomy places the organism in Eukaryota, Dinophyceae, Suessiales, Symbiodiniaceae. The record is from the annotation of a GenBank genome assembly.
AUGGUGACGAAGAUGGAUCUCGCGUUGACCAGGCCUGUCAAUUUCAUCCCUCACUUGACGGCACCGCUGGAGCCAGGGGCGUUUUCUACGGUUUGGAGCCCGAAGUCGAAGUCGGGUGCUGGCUUUGUGGCGGCCGUGUCGGUGUCUAUCCAGAGGCCUCGCGUGUGCCGAUAUGCCAAGCUGCGAGACCUUUUAGUGCUUUGUGAAGUGCCCAGCCCAUCGACGCAGGCAGUGAGGGCUGUUCUCGACCCAAUCCAUGCGUUGGACAUAAGAAGCAUGUUCGCGGAGCUGGAAGAGGCGAAGCGUGCCGACAUUUUACUGGAGAUCCUCCAGGUGCUGGCGGAGGACGGGCGGCUGGACGUCAGGGAUUUUACAAGAGCCAUCUCUACUUGCUCGAAGCUCCGCGCGUGGCAACAUGCCUGUGCAGUCCUGCGAAACAUGGCUUCAGGCCAGGUGCAGCCCAAUGAGAUCAGCUUCAAUGCAACCAUCAGCGCGUGCCAGAGGGCCCAGCAGUGGCAGCAGGCGAUAGCCGUGUUCCAAUCGAUGCCGGAGACGAGUGUGGCAGCGAACCAGGUCAGCUUCAACGCGGUGAUUAGCGCCUGCCGGGAAGGAGCGUGUUGGCAGGAGGCAGUGGCGCUCUUCAACCUCAUGCCCGCAACAAAGCUGAAAGCGGAUACCAUCAGCUUCAGCACGACCAUCAGUGCGUGCGAGAAGGCAAAGCAGUGGCAACUGGCCUUGGCUCUUUUUGGAGACAUGCCACGGGCAAGCGUGCAUGCGAAUGGGAUUGUGUUUAAUUCAACCAUUAGUGCUUGUGAGAAAGGGGGAAAGUGGCAGCAGGCGCUAGCCUUGUUAAUGUCCAUGUAUGCUGCUCAGUUGCAAGCAGAUGACAUCAGUUUUAAUGCCACGAUUAGCGCUUGCGAGAAAGGCGGCCAGUGGCAGCAGGCGUCGGCCUUGUUGACCGCAAUGGCCGCUGCACAAGUUCAAGCAGAUGGCAUAAGCUUUAAUGCAUCCAUUAGCGCUUGCGAGAAGGGCGGCCAGUGGCAGCAAGCAUUAGUCCUGCUCCAGGCAAUGCCUGUUGCGAAGGUGAAAGCGGAUGAGAUAAGCUUUAAUGCAACCAUCAGCGCUUGCGAGAAAGGUGGGCAGUGGCAGCAGGCAUUGGCCUUGUUCAUGUCCAUGGCCUUUGCGAAGGUGCAAUCAGAUCACAUAAGCUUUAAUGCAACGAUCAGCGCUUGUGAGAAGGGUGGCCACUGGCAGCAAGCUCUGGCCUUGCUUUUGUCCAUGCCUGGCGCAUCAGUGCGAACAGAUGAUAUAAGUUUCAAUGCGACCAUUAGUGCUUGCCAGAAAGGGUGGCAGUGGCAGCAUGCCCUGGCUUUGUUUAGCUUUAUGCCGGAAGAAAGCGCUCAACGAGAUGAGAUUAGCUUUAGUGCAGCCAUUAGUGCCUGCGAAAAAAGCGGACAGUGGGAACAGGCAUUGGCAUUGUUUCGGGCCAUUCCCGAAGCAAUGCUGCGAGCAAAUCAGGUCAGCUUCAAUGCAACUAUCAGUGCUUACGAGAAAACUAUGCAGUGGCAACAGGCCUUCGGCCUUUUUUGGUCCAUGCCUGAAUCACAGGUUCCAGCAAGUGAGGUCAGCUUUGGCGCCAGCAUCAGUGCAUGCGAAAAGGCUGCAGUUUGGCGUCAAGCGGUGGCCCUAUUGUGGUCCAUGCCUGCGUCAAAGGUGCAAGCCAAUGAGGUCAGCUUUAAUGCAGCUAUCAGUGCUUGCGAGAAAGGUGUAGUUGGGCAAUAG